This is a messenger RNA of Pistacia vera, 571 nucleotides long. Its product is annotated as disease resistance protein TAO1-like. Bases 35 to 526 code for a protein of 163 amino acids. The transcript has a single exon. NCBI's taxonomy places the organism in Eukaryota, Viridiplantae, Streptophyta, Magnoliopsida, Sapindales, Anacardiaceae. The record is from RefSeq and is a predicted model, not a curated record. Gene Ontology annotation, biological process: signal transduction.
GUUAAUCUGCAGUGCCUCUGAUCACUGGAACUUAAUGGCUUCUUCUUCUUCUUCUUCCACUACUCCUAAAAUAAAGCACGAAGUUUUUCUUAGUUUCCGAGGUGAGGAGACCCGGAAAAACUUUGUAAGCCAUCUGAAUGACGCCUUAUGCCGGGAAAAAAUGAUUACUUUCAUCGAUGAUAAACUUGACAGAGGAGAAAAAAUUUCUCCAGCUCUUUUGAGUGCAAUUGAACAGUCAAAGAUCUCGGUUGUCAUUUUAUCUAAAGGGUACGGUUCUUCGAGAUGGUGUCUCAUGGAACUUGAAAAGAUUAUUGAAUGCAAGGAAAAGUACGGUCAGACGGUAAUUCCGGUCUUUUAUCACGUAGAUCCGUCAGAUGUAAGGAAACAAACUGGGGAUUUUGGGAAAGCAUUUUCUCAGCUUGAAGAGCGUUUUAAGGUUGAUGAUCCAGAGAUGUUGCAGAGAUGGAAGAGUGCUUUGACGUACAUAGGCAACCUGUCUGGCUUUGUUUCGGAUAACACUAGGUAAUCGUUAAUUUAUUAUCAAUAAUGUCUUUUAUGUAGUAAUUUUACU